GUCUGAGGGAAAAAACCCUGAGAAAAUGUGGGACUGGCUGAACUUUACUCACCUUUUUCCAGAGGAAGUUACAGAUAUCAGACUUGCUUGCUCCUGACACAAGUCAUCAUGACCAUGAGACACUGCUGGACAGCAGGUGGGACGUGGGGCUUUGUGGGGUCAUCCUAAUAGGACGGAGCAGUGUGGCUAACUUGACCAUCACCCCAAGAGGUUGCAUCCACCUCUACUAUUGCUUUAAGUCUCACUCUAGCUGCUUUGGCUCUGGCUCCAUUUCAAGGCUUCUUAGCACCACAUUCAGCAGGGCUAAAGGGUGGGGGCUGCGGGGUCCCCACCUAUUCUGAUGCCUGGUGACAGCUCAGGAGCAUCUGGGUAGAGAUCUGUUCCAACCCAAGCAGCUUGUCUCUGACCAGAGUGGGUGCUAGGAUGCUGAGCUUUACAUCUGUAUCUAUCUGUUCCUCAGACCCCAAUUCGUGGUGGGUCCUGCUUCUGUACGUCCAUGUUGUUGUCAUUUUGGCCAGAGCUACAUCUGCACCUCAGACAACUGCCAGUGUCUUUACUGGGAACUCCAAGGACCCAUGCUCUUCUGGGCCUCUAGCAGUCCCAAAUAAGCACUACUCAGCACUGGAUGUGAUCUGGCCAGAGGAAGAAGUGCCACUGAAUGGAACGCUGACCUUAUCCUGUACUGCCUGCAGCCGCUUCCCCUACUUUAGCAUCCUCUACUGGCUGGGCAAUGGUUCCUUCAUUGAGCACCUGCCAGGCCGGCUGAGGGAGGGUCACACAAGUCGGGAACACAGGAAUACAAGCACCUGGCUACAGAGAGCCCUGGUGCUGGAGGAACUGAGCCCCACCCUUCGAAGCACCAACUUCUCCUGUUUGUUUGUGGACCCUGAACAGGUGGCCCGGUAUCACGUCGUUCUGGCCCAGCUCUGGGAUGGGUUGAAGACAGUUCCAUCUCCUUCUCAAGAAAUCUUCUCCAGCCACAGCCCAAGACCCACAUCAGCAGGACCAGGGGUUACCAUGAAUCCAGCCAUAGCAUGGCCUUGAUGGGAGCCUGGUUCUCAUCUACCUGGAGGGUGAAGUCUCAGCCAUCGGCUUUGCUUUCCCCUGUACAGCUCAAUCUCAAACUCAAGCUUCAUUUCUAUCUAGAAUAUUACAGUAAUUAAAUUGGGCCUUUAGAACUCC
This is a messenger RNA of Phodopus roborovskii (desert hamster), 1182 nucleotides long. RefSeq names its product interleukin 18 binding protein (gene Il18bp). NCBI's taxonomy places the organism in Eukaryota, Metazoa, Chordata, Mammalia, Rodentia, Cricetidae. Gene Ontology annotation, molecular function: interleukin-18 binding. The transcript has 4 exons. The record is from RefSeq and is a predicted model, not a curated record. Gene Ontology annotation, biological process: T-helper 1 type immune response. The coding region runs from base 424 to 1044 and encodes 206 amino acids.